Molecule: messenger RNA, 2493 nt
Organism: Ostreobium quekettii
Lineage: Eukaryota; Viridiplantae; Chlorophyta; Ulvophyceae; Bryopsidales; Ostreobiaceae
Source: the annotation of a GenBank genome assembly
AUGGGCACAAAUGGACAGCCAGUGGGAGGGGACAGCAUGGAUGAAGAUCUGGAAGUUGACAAAAGUAGUGGGGAGGAAGAAGAUUCAAGCAGUGAGGAUGGGCAGGAAAUCAGCGACAAAGACAUUGAUGAAAUAAUGGCCCUGGAGGCUGCUCUCAAGGAGAAUCCAAAUGCAUACGACACCCAUGUCAAGUACAUCAACAAACUGAAGGAAUGCAAAUUGAGGCCAAAGGCCAGGGCUGCGCGGCAUGCGAUGCAGAAGCUGUUUCCUUUGACAGAGGCCCUCUGGGUGGAGUGGCUGGCAGAUGAGAUCGAGGAGGCGAACAGUAUGCAGGAUGCAGAGUCCAUAACGAAGCUGUUCGAGCUUGCUGUUGAAGAUUACCUGUCUGUGGACAUGUGGAAGCAGUUCUUGGACUUCCUGGUGAAUGCACACCCACAAAUCGCGCAGAUGGCGCCUGAAGGGGUGACUCUGUUUCGAGCCACCGCGGACCGUGCGCUGGCGGCCUGUGGCCUGCAUCUUGGCCGAGGCUGGGAGAUCUGGGAUGCCGUGCUGCAGUAUGAGCAGUGCCAUGAGCGGUCAAUGAAGGAUGGGAAGGAGCGCGAAGCGCAGAGGGAUCGCAUCAGAUCCCUUUUUCAUCGUGUGCUGGCAGUCCCUCUGUUGACUGGUCGGACGCAAAAGCCAGGUGUCCCUCGGGGGACUGAGCGAAAGCACAUGGAGGCGUAUGAGCAGUGGGAGAAGGACGUAGGCGGCAGGGAGGUGCCGGCCCGUGUGUAUCGGUCCCUGGAGAAGGCGCAGAUGAUGGUGGAUAUUCGGAGGAGCUUUGAGGAGAGGGUUGGUGAGAAUCAAACUGCGGAUGCAGAGCUGCUGGCAUCGUACUUGGCGUACAUCAAGAUCGAAGAAACCAAUGGAGACCCAGCAAGGGUUCAGUGCAUUUAUGAAAGGGCCUUGGCUGUGUUUCCUGUCACGCACAGCUUGUGGCUCUCAUACGGGGCCUACCUGGAUAAACACAUCAAGACGGGCCCGGUGCUGAAGUCUGUGUAUCUACGGGCUGUGCGAAACUGCCCAUGGGUGGGUGAGUUGUGGGGCCAGUCCCUGAGGACCUUGGAGCGAAUGGGCACCUCAGACGAGGAGUUCGAUGGGCUAUAUCAACAGGCCUUGCAGACUGGCCUUCAAGGGGUUGAGGACUACUUGACGGUAAUACUGACAAGGAUCGACAGGGCGCGCAGGUUGUGUGCUGGGAACAUGGACAAACUCAGGCAGGUGUUUUCUGAUGCAGCUCAGUUGCUGGGACAGUAUUUUCCCCAGUGGGUGGACAGAGAUCUGCGAUUGGUGGCAUACUGGGCAGACUGUGAGUUGACUAUAGGUGGGGAUGUUGAACGCGCAAGGGAAGUGUACGAGAUGGCCCUGAAGACAUGUGCUGGAGGUGUGAUUGAACUGUGGAAGUCCUAUGUCAUGAUGGAGUUGGGAAACGGCAACAUAGCUGAGGCACGGAGGUUGUAUCAGCGAGGGCACAGCAAGAUCGUCGAGCAGGAUGCAAGGGCCAGGUUCUGUCUUGACUGGCUGAGGUUCGAGAGGGAGAGGGGGAGUGCAGAAGAGUACUGCCAUGUGCACCAAAAGGUGGCACCGAUCAUCGAAGCAGCUACAGCAGCCCAGUACUCGAUGCACAAUCAACAGCAGGCGGAAAUCUCGGAGAACGCCCUCCAGAAGACCCCCAAGCUGACUAAAAAGGAGAAGAAUCAACUGAAACGGGAGGGGCAGCCACCAGGCGAGUGGACAAGGGACCACCAAGCGGCCAAGAAACGGAAGGUGGAGCACAAGAAGGACGACUCCAGCUUGAUGCCACCUCCACCCCCACGUAAACCACAAGGUACCAAACAAAGUGAAAACGGUGCCGCUGCUGCAAUGGCGAAAGGCGCUCUGUGCCCAGAGUCAAAUCACAACCCCAUGGAGAAGCCAGUCAGUGACAUGCAUCACGAGGCUUCCAAGCAUGCAGCUCCACUCUACUCUGACAACCUGACGGUGUAUGUGCGUGGCAUCACCCUGGACACGGAAGAUUCGCAGCUGGAGGAAUUGUUCAAGCCCUGUGGUGGCUUGAAGGAAGUUCGGCACAUGAGGAACCCCAGCGGCACCUCCCGUGGAUAUGCCUAUGUCGAGUUUGAAUCGAAGGAGGGAGCCGACAAGGCAGUCGAACUUGGCGGGACUAUGCUCAACGGCCGGGCUCUUUUCGUAGCAAUGUCCAAGCCCACAAAAGGACCGAACGCUGUCAGAGGGGGAUUUAGAGGAGGCGGCCCAGGGAGGGGCGACCAUGAUAUGAGUAGGGGGAGGGCAAGGGGUCGAGGCCGCGUGGGCGGCCGCUUCUCUAGCCAUGAUGGGCGUGGCCGGGGACGAGGCCAUGGCCGUGGUUGGUUGCAAGGGGGGGGGCAGGAGCAGGAGUCGGUUGAUGAUGGCAAACCAAAAACGAACGAAGAGCUGAGGAAGAUGCUGCUCGGAUGA